AUGAUGGGUCCAAGCAAACAGGAUGCCGUUGGCACUGUUACGAUCAUCAAGCAGGAGCCGGAACAUGGUGAAAUCAGCGACCGCCACCCAUCCUCAAUCAACGAAGACAUGGCACCGUCCUUGUCAGAUACAAUGCAAGAGUCCCAGUUCACCUCUGGAUACUUGCCCUCACCUACACAGACAACUGCAGCAAGCUUGAAAACUGGCAUGAAAAGAGACUAUGAUACAAUGAACGGCGAAACAGACCUUAAAAAGUGCGCUCAGCAGGACAGAAAGCACGAUCAGCUGACAGAAGCGCUACCAAUGACGGCUUUGACUCAUAAGAGUUUCCUUUCUGCGGAGAAAAUUGCCCAAGACAUCCCCGACAAUAUUCUACGCAUAAUUGAGCAGAGUGGAUUCAUCGACGAAGAUUUCGAGUUCCUGAAAGGACAGGCCGAUUGUGUCAAAAAAGUAUACACAUCCCGAGAGAUCAAGAUCGGUCUCAAAGGCGAUUCCGGCACGGGCAAGUCGAGUCUAAUCAAUUCGCUACUUGGAUAUGAGGGAAUUGCCCCAUUCGGCAAUGAAGGCGAAGCCUGUACGGCGGUUGUCCAAGAAUUCCGCAAGCCCCGUCCGUCACAGCAGACGCCUUUCGAAGCAGAGGUAACGUUUCUGUCCCCGCCAGCUCGAGAGGCUGCUUUGAAAGACUGGGUUGGAGAUUUCUGGGAUAGUCGUCAAGUGGGUGCGGAUGAGGAAGAUGGCGAUGACCUCGACGGCGAGGAUUUUGACGAUGAGGUCAAGAGUGGGGAAGGCUCUGCAACGGCUGUCGAAGCCAUCCAUUCCCUAUUCUCGGACCAUGACGAAUGCAAAGGCCUCGAGGAGACCAAGGCAUUCUUAUCCACCGCAAAGAGCCGCGAAGACUCUCGUCUAGUGGCCAAACUCAAAGCCUGGAUGGAAAGUUUUUUGAAGAAGCUUGGAGUGGAAAUGGGCACCUACAACAUUAGUGCUGCUACUCCGGACCUACUUCAAGAUGAGGUUGCUCCUUUUCUGGCGCAGGUGAAUGAUGGACGUCCUUCCCCGUGGCCACUAGUCAAAAUCGUCAGGACUUAUUUUGAUUGUCCGCUUCUCUCCCAUGACAUCGUCCUUGCAGAUCUCCCCGGAACUUCAGAUAUAAACAAGACUCGUGUUGAGGCCACUAACGUCUACAUGAGAGGAGUCGAACACACUGGAGUCGUUUCCAAGAUUGACCGUGCAGCAUCUGACUCCGUCACGAAUAAAUCCCUCAUUGAAGCUUACAAGCGCAAGAGGGGUCCUAAUGUCUUCAUGGUGGCCACUCACUCAGACUCGAUCAAUACCAACUCACCUGGCGUCAUUGAUAAGUGCAUCAAUAUGUCAGGUGCGAGUCCAAGUGAUGUGCAAGAGCUAUCUACCCUCAAAGACGAACUUGACACCAUCAGGCUGGACCUCAAGAGCCUUGAGUUAAAGGAAAAUCAAGCUAAGAACUCGAGAGAUUUUUCGCUCAUGGGUGAGCUCAGUAGCCGUUGCAAUGAUCUACGUGCCCAAAAAGUCACGAAGCUCCAUCAAAGCGCCGCGAUAUGCAUCAAAAUUCGCAACAACAAGGUUAGGAAGACCCUCAUUGACCGCCACUACAACAUGAUGAAGCAAGAAAUCCUUCCCGUGUUUUGUGUCUCCAAUUCGGAGUACAUGGUACACAUCGUAGGAUACGAUGAAGAGCAUCCCCCGAAGAUGAAUGUCGAAGCCACGGAGAUUCCCAAGCUUCGUGCCUACAUCUAUUCUUUGCCGGCCAAACGAAAGGUUUCAGCAUUCAAGCACCACGUGAAGUACGCGCUACCAUCAUUAGUCAACAGUCUUGCUAUGACUUGCUCUCAGAGCAAGUUGAAGAGGCGUGAUGAGCUCCAGAAGAUCUUGAUCAAUGCACAGAAGCCCAUCCGUGAUGAUAUCACUCAGAUCUUCAAGGAAUUUCUCGCAACUGAUGUGCUAGCUAAGCUGGCGAAGAUCAAGAAAAAGAAAGCAACGUACAUUGCUGCAGCUACAGCAAAACUGAGGACGUACUCUAAGUGGAAAUCCUCUACGCAAAAGUCCUUUUGCCAGCACAGAGGCAACUGGGAGACUCAAAAAGUGGGAUACCAUGAUUGGAAUUCCGAGAUGCUUGAGCCGAUGAUCAAUGACCUCAAAGAUGAUCUUCAUCCAUGGGAAGAUGUUGGCGAACCUCUUGCUUGCAAACUGUCGGACAAAGUCAUAGGAACGCUUCAAUCGCUUAUCGAGCAGAUGGGAGAAUCUGCUGGACCAUCUCGAAACGUGCUGAAGCCUUUCUUUGAUGAUCUGGAGCUUCAAGUCGAACCCUUUGACGACUUAUGCAAGACGGUGGCUCACGAGAUGGAGAGGGAGCUCUGUCUCAUUAGGGACCACACACUUUUGGCUGCAGAGGCAAAGGAUUGUUUCUUCAUUCAAAUCCUCGACAAGACUUACGUCGAAUGCGCUGCGAUGACCGGCCCGGGAGUGAGCCGGAAGCGCAUGGACGUAUUGGAGAACAAGAUCCGUGAGAAAGGACCAGCAAAUCCCUUCCAUAAGGUCCACGAGAAGGCCAAGAACGCGGCUUUAAAAGUUGUCGAUCACUCAAUUGAGCGUUUGGUGGUCGACGUCGUGGGACGCUUCGACAAUUUCCACCGCACAUUCAUGAGGGCUUUCAAGACGGAUGAAAGUGAUGCGCCUGAGGCGAAGGCCCUCCGACACGAGCUCCGGAGUCGACUCCCCAACUUUCAAUACAUGAUUGCCGAGUGUGGACGCCUCAUCCAGGAGAGCUGCGAAAGCGAGACCAAAAGCAACAUUUAG
Messenger RNA from Lasiodiplodia theobromae, 2829 nucleotides. RefSeq lists its product as uncharacterized. Bases 1 to 2829 code for a protein of 942 amino acids. The transcript is spliced from 6 exons. Lineage: Eukaryota; Fungi; Ascomycota; Dothideomycetes; Botryosphaeriales; Botryosphaeriaceae. The record is from RefSeq and is a predicted model, not a curated record.